This is a messenger RNA of Cylas formicarius (sweet potato weevil), 6313 nucleotides long. RefSeq names its product E3 ubiquitin-protein ligase Ubr3 (gene Ubr3). The transcript has 26 exons. Gene Ontology annotation, biological process: ubiquitin-dependent protein catabolic process via the N-end rule pathway; protein ubiquitination. Lineage: Eukaryota; Metazoa; Arthropoda; Insecta; Coleoptera; Brentidae. Bases 385 to 6111 code for a protein of 1908 amino acids. Gene Ontology annotation, molecular function: ubiquitin protein ligase activity; zinc ion binding. The record is from RefSeq and is a predicted model, not a curated record. Gene Ontology annotation, cellular component: cytoplasm; ubiquitin ligase complex.
GAGUGUGGUACGCCUGCUGGCAUGUUCGCAAACGGGAAACUAUAAUGUCCGCUACGGUUGGUAAUUCUAAGGUCGAUUAUCGUUUGAAUAAAGCGUUUCCGAACUGGGGUUAGUAGAAAACAUUUCACGGGACGACGGUGUAUCGUGGUCGAGCGUGUCGGCGGCACUCUGCGUUGCUAUUUUCUGUAAAAUUCGGCUCGGGAAAUCAAGUUCCGCGUUCGAAACCGUCCCCGUCGGGUGACGUUUACGUCCGAUCGCGGAAUGAGAGUCACGUUAAAGGUCUGUGUCCGCGAUCGAGUGAAAUCGUAGUGUUUUUCUUCACGCGUCCUUUUUUCCGAGUGAUUUUUUUUCGAAACAUGUCGUGACGCGGCGCUUUGGUUGGUGAUGGCCUCGACGUCGAAUUUUGAGGCGAGGGUCCUCAUGGCGAAGGGAAAACGGGCGACGGCGGCGUACAUUCACGCGGACUGCGCCGCCGAACGAAACCCGCAACACCUCAACGAAGUCCUGGAUAUUUUGCUGAACCCGUCGAAAUCCAUAAUCGACUGGGAGACCAUCGACUGGUGCAAAUGGCUCAUGGCGGGUGGCAGGACCCCCAACGAAUUCGCGAGCACAGUUCGAGCAUACGACAACGCCACCACGUGCGGCCUGGUAUGGACUCCGAAUUUUGUGGCGUAUCGGUGCCGCACGUGCGGCAUAUCCCCGUGCAUGUCUCUAUGCACGGAGUGUUUCAAAAAGGGCAACCACCAAAGGCACGACUUCAACAUGUUCCUGUCGCAGGCAGGCGGCGCCUGCGAUUGCGGUGACACCUCCGUCAUGAAGGAAACGGGAUUUUGCGACCGGCACGGACCCAACAAGGUGUCGAGCAAGGGCAGCGCGCCCACCGACCUCAUGUGCGUCGCGGAAGCGAUGAUGCCCAGGAUAAUCUUGAGGUUGCUGCAGCAUCUGAGGGAGAACAGCAGGCACAGUUCGCCGGACGGUUACAAGGAGGCUAUUCAGUUCGCGGACGCCUUCAUCACCAUGCUGUUGGAUUUCAACAACAUGGGGGGCCUCAUGAGGCGAGUGAUGACCUCGGCGCUCACGAAUCCUAAUAAAUACAAAAACCUGAACGAGGUGCCGGAGGAUCAGAGCUCCGAGUACACGCAGUACCUCGUAAAGUCGCGGCAGAUCUACGAGGAGGCGUUAAAAUCGCUUCCGAACCCGGAACCGUGCGACGAGCUCAAGGACUGCCUGUCGCUGCAACGGAACCUGGUGCACAGGACCUUCCUCGAGGAGUUGGUUUUUUGGACGGUCAAGUUCGAGUUUCCGCAGAAGGUCGUCUGUCUCUUGCUCAACAUGUUACCCGAUCCCGACUACAAGGAGGCUCUCACCCGCGCUUUCGUGCUCCACUACAGCCGCAUCAGCAUCAUGCUGGAAAAUUCCGCAGAUCCGGACACGCUGAGCAAUCGGGUGGUGCACGUGAGCGUGCAGUUGUUCAGCAACGAGAGCCUCGCGCUCAGGAUGACGGAACAACUGAACCUGCUCCACGUCAUGGUCAUCAGUUUGAAGUCCAUGAUGAGCAAAAUCCUCAUACGCAACACUUUGCACUAUCCGGACGCGAACUGUCAUUUCGUCGUGGACUGCGCCAAGUCGGUGAUGAAGGACCACUGCUACUGGCCUCUGGUGUCGGACUUGAACAACGUGUUGUCUCACCAUCCGGUCGCGCUCAAGUUCAUGUCGGACGACACGUUGUUGGAGAUGUGGUUCGGUUUCCUCGCCAUGUUUCAAGGGAUGAACGUGAACCAAAGGGAGCUGAACCAGCACAUCGAGUUCGAGCCGAACACUUACUACGCCGCUUUCAGUGCGGAGUUGGAGGCGAGCGCGUAUCCGAUGUGGGCCCUCGUCGCUCACCUGACCGACGAGGGUACCGCCCAUUUGACUAGGCGCGUGCUGUCCGCCUGCCUCCGCGAAUGGUACGACUGGCUGGACGCGACCAAUUACAAGGGUCCCAUCGUCGAAGACGGCAUGCAAGUGUCUUUCCACUUACCUCUGCACCGUUACCUCGCGGUUUUCCUUUGCCAGGGCGUCGCGAAGCAAGGUCUCCGGGUCGAAGAAAUUUUACCCUCGUCCGACGCUAUGUUGACUUUGUUAAUUAUGCACCCUCUGAGAGUACAGGUGGCGUUUUACGAAAUCCUCAACGGUCUGUGGGUACGGAACGGCCUUCAAAUCAAAGGCCAAGCGAUGACUUACAUCCAGUGCAAUUUUUGUAAUUCCAUGGUCGACGCGGACCUGUACCUACUUCAGAUCUGUUGCACCCGAAUCAAUACCGACCGCUUCAUAAAUAUGAUCAUCGAUCAGUUCCACGUCAAGGAAUUUAUGAGUCUCGUACCGUUCCGGAAUCACCAGAACCCGUUCUUCGAGGGCGAGCACGACAGCCCGAUGCUGGAGAGUUGUCUGACGUUUCUCGCCACUUUGGUCAGCGUGAGAACCAAUUUGGGGUUGCCCGACACGGUCCUUAACAGAUUGGAAAUGGUGACGUUGCUCUGCAUGGGCGACAAAACGCACUCGCAAUUGAUGGAACAGAUGCCCGAGAGGUGCGGCACUCAGAGUCGCGACUUCGAGGCCCUUUUGGCCGAAUGCGCCGAUUAUAGGGCCCCCGCGUUGGAGGCCAGCGGCAACAUGCAGCAGGGCAUGUACGUGCCCAAAACCAGCGUCUGGGAGAACCAUUACGAUCCCAUUCACGUGCUGCUAAGGGCCGUCCACCGGAGGGACUUUCAAAAUUCCAUCGACAGAUACACGGAAUACUGUCGUCAAUCGAACAAACUGAAACCCGGAGUGAACCCGUGGCCCCCGUUCCGGACUCCGGCCAAAGUCGGUUCGGGAUACAACGAUCCGCGGCACAUACUCACUUGGAAAGUGUUCCAUUCUGUCGCUUUCGUGGUACUUUACAAGGCGGUCAAGGGUCUGGUGUCCGAACACGUCAUGGCCCUGAUAAUUUUCCUGCUGGAGCAGGCGGUCAAUGUUACCACCGAAUCCGACGAGACCUACUCGAGGUUGUGUUCGACGACCCCCCGACACUCCAAGCUCCACCAGAUUGUCGAUCUGGACCUGUCCAAUUGGUUCGAGACCGGUUACGUGUUCGAUAAUUUCAGGACCGUCAUUCCGAAAGUUAUUUUCCCGACCACUGUGCCCGAUAUAGCACCCAUACCCAUAUUUUGCGGUUCGGAGAGCGGGGAAGACGACACGAAUUCGUCCGAUUCGGACGACGUAGUCAUGUCUUCGGGCACCCCGGACGAAGCCCUGAUGAUAGACAGUCCGCGGGAAGAGUGCGACCAGAUGACGGACGCCAUCGUGGUAUAUAGGGACGACUCGUCCUCGGGGGAGUCGGGUCCGCCCCGUUUGGCAUUGCCCGCGCCUCCCGACCCGGCGGAACCCAUGGAAGUCGACGACCGGCGGGUGGCCCUGCCCUCGGACAGGACCCUGGCGAGACGCACUCCCGAAAGAUUUCCUCCUCCUCCUGUCGGUCAGUUGCCUGCGUUGACGGCCGGUCCCUCGGGUGGCCCCUUGGUCCAUUGCCCGCCCAGAGUGGUUUCGGUCAGGAAGGCGGUAGCGUCGACAUCCCAGGCCGGCGCCCGGAAGAAAUUCGGCGGUUACAAAUCCAAAAGGGUUCACCGUAACGAGUACGGCGAGGACCAGCCGUCAGUCGAAGUGAACGAGAGCAUCAUAUCGUUGUUGCUAAAACUGCACUCGCAGCUGUCCAACAUGCCGGACAGUUUCGACCCGGACGACGACGAAAUCGACUAUUUCGUGUCCGGGGAGGACAAAGUUCCAUGCGGGGACGGUCCCUUUUAUAUCGGGAAAUUGUUGAAAAAAAUCGCGGGGUCGGACCAGGAAUGUUACAGACACGUGCAACAGACUAGGAGACGGUUGUGGCCCUCGCAGGAAGAGAACGACAACGCGAAAAAAUUGAAGGAGAAUCGAGAGAGGGAGGAGAGGCGACGCAGGGCGAAAGAAAGACAGGAAAAAUUGAUGGCCGAGUUUGCGAAAAAGCAGAACGAUUUUUGGAAACGGGAAAAGGAAAGGAUGGAGACCGACGAACAGUCGGAAAAUAUGGAACACGAGAGUGUGCCCGUCAGUAAGCAGGAGUACGACUGCGUGAUAUGUAAUAUAAGUUCACCCAGCACCGAAGAUAAGCCCAUGGGUCUGGUGGUUCUCAUCCAGGCGACCAGCGUGAUCGGUCACCGGAGGAGGUACGGCCAAUCGGAACGGUGGGUUUUGCCCACUUGCGACGAAGAGCGAGAGCAACUGCAGAGGGACGAGACCCUUUCGGCCGAGUUUAACAGGAGGGUUGAAGAGUUCGACAGGCAUUUUGAUCCGCAAUCGUGGUUUUUGUCCGUUAAUACGGGCUGGGACGGCGGCGUCCACGUGCAAACCUGCGGCCACCAUUUACAUUUGGACUGUUUAAAUUCCUACUUGACUUCGCUGAGAUCUCAACAGAGACAGCAGACGUUAUCUCCCGAAACGGGCGAAUAUUUAUGUCCGUUGUGUAGACAACUGGCGAACUCGGUCCUGCCUUUGUCCCCCCAAUAUGGAGACAAGUCUCAAAUGGUGAGGGCGCGUCCCAACGAGGGCAUGUCCCAAUUGCUAGAGGAGAUCAGCGAUUUUCUCAGGGACAACGAUCAGAAACCCAGCUCGUCGAAUAUGGCGGAGGCGAUCGGCAAAGUGAUGGAGGAUAUGUCGAACAGUAUCCAACUGAAGCCGCUGUUCAAGCCGAAAAACGAAAAACCGAUACCGCAGAGUUUGUUCCUGUUCGUCACGUCGAUAGCGAGGACGAAUCUGGAGGUGGAACUGGUGCAGAGGGGCGGAUCUUUGGUCAUACCGUCCGGCGAUUUGCCGAACCCGUUGCUGCCCAAAAGGGAUUGCAUAGUUCCUCUGCUGCACGUUUUGGCGGUGCACGCGCGCGUGGCCCGAAGCAUGGCGAUGUGGCCCGCGUGGACGACGUUCCAGAGGUUGUGCGGAAUGCCCGACAAAACGCCCGUAACCGCCGUCGCACCCGUAGAAAACGAAGUGCCGGUCCUCUUGAAGGACCCAGUCGCCCUCCUCUUGCAGUUCGUCCUGCUGCUCCCCCUACACUUGGAUCAAACUUACUUCACGGCCACCGUGCAGAUGGUGUACAAUCUGCUGUAUUAUCAGGUGGCGGCUCAGGUGUCUUGCGGGUUGACGGCGGCGGAACGCGCCUCCUCUGCCUCCAGGUCGACGGCGGACGGAGUCCGGGACCUGUGCGAAGCCCUGGGACUGGUCGACGAUUGUCUGGGAGACACCGACCUCUACAUGGACGACGAGGCCGAAGCGAACGGCGGCCGAUUGAACGUCGUCGCCCUGGAACAGCAGGUGCAGAGGUUAUGUUUGCCGUUCCUAAGGAUAGCGUCGUUGCUCAAAUACCACGUCUACCAACACGCGCUGCCCGAGAUCAGGACGGCUCAGAGCGAAUUCGUCAGUCUCGUCUACUACCUGGAACUGGUCACCGAGUCCAUGGACUGGGACCGUUUCAACGCUUCGGUCGCGUUGAAUUGGCCCAGCGACACCGACAUGUUCAGGGCUUCCCCGCAAUCGUGGUGUUACGAGUUCGCCUCGUUCGUGCAGAAGAGCCAGAUAGCGGCCCGGUCUUUUCUCGUCGACCAUCACGUGCUGUGGCAUCCGCCGCGGCUCCUGGCCCUGCCCAGAGAAUACGAAAAAAUAUUUACCUAUUACCACGAGAGGCCGUGCCGACAAUGUCACUCGGUCGCGCAGGAGACCAGCAUCUGUCUGCUGUGCGGCACCAUCGUCUGCCUGAAGCAGAGCUGCUGCAAGCAGCAAAACGUGUGCGAGGCGGUCGCGCACGCGCAAGAAUGCGGAGCGGGAACGGGAGUCUUUCUCGUCGUCACCUCCACUUACAUAAUCGUCAUCAGGGGUCAUCGGGCCUGUCUGUGGGGCUCACUGUUUCUGGACGAUUUCGAGGAAGAAGACAGAGACUUGAAACGUGGCAAGCCUCUGUACCUGAGCAAAGACAGGUACCAGCUCCUAGAGCAGCAGUGGUUGGCCCACAGGUUCGAUCACACGAAAAAGACGUGGGUGCAGCAUCGCAACGCCCUAUGAUACCCGAACGGGACACGUAACAAACAAAUUCUAUAUUUAUAAAGUUUCGAUGGACGUUUUUGUUUUGUUUUUGACUGUGAUAAGAAGAGACCGCCUCCAAUUCGGAACCGCCGCCGUGGUCAUCUUCUUUCGACUUUGUGUACAUAAUAAAUGUGUUAUAUAUAUAGACAAACGUCGCGGCCGUCGCUAAGCGUAUAUGCCA